AUGUCUCAAAAAUGGAAGCCUUUAAAGCAAGUCGGUGUUAUUGGAGUGCCGUUUGAGAAAGGUCAGAAGAAAUAUGGAGUCAGCGUUGCUCCUGCAGCGAUGAGGUCUGCUGGACUUAUAGAGCAAUUGAGAGAAAUCGAUGGCCUAGACGUCAAAGACUAUGGAGACAUAGAUAUACCAUCAUGCCACGAAGCCGCUACUGUAGACAAUAUGGCGUAUCUUCCUCUAGUUUCUGCCUGUAACAGAAGUCUAUCGAACAAAAUGACUCAGGUGCUUAACGAUGGAAGACUUGCAGUGACAAUAGGCGGUGAUCACUCUAUAGGAGUAGGCACCGUUGAUGGACAUUACAGCGUGAAUGAAGAUAUGAUCCUAAUUUGGGUCGACGCACACGCAGACAUAAACACAAACAAGACUUCGGAUUCGGGGUCUGUGCACGGCAUGCCGGUUGCACUGCUUGUAAAGGAAUUGUCUGACUAUUGGCCUUAUCUACCCACAAUGGACUGGCAGGUCCCCAAAUUUUCCAUCAAGAACUUAGGUUACAUCGGUCUAAGAUCCGUAGAUCACUACGAACGACUAGCAAUAGAGAAAUACAAAGUUCCAACAUUUGCUAUGGAGGAUAUAGAAGACCACGGUAUCCGAACAUCUAUAAAUCACAUUCUGCACGUAUUAGACCCUGAGAAGAAGAAGCCAAUCCACGUCAGUUUUGACAUCGACUCCUUGGACGCGCUCGAAGCACCAAGUACAGGAACUUCAGUGAGAGGCGGACUAACCUUACGCGAAGCAAUCAAACUCAUGGAGAUUAUUCACUCGACGGGUCGUUUGAGAGCGCUGGAUCUCGUUGAAAUAAAUCCGGCUAUAGGAAAUGAUUCUGAUAGAAAAAGGACAAUCGAAGCGGGUCUUUGCAUUUUGAAAGCAGCUUUAGGAUUCUCGAGGAGAGGCACUAGUCCGCGUGGUGCGACGGACUUACCUAUAAUUUCGGCAUCCUUCAAAAUAAGCUCUUGCUUAGAAACAAAACAAGAGAAAGAGAGUGGAGAAGAAAAGAACGGAAUGAGAGCCAUAGCCGACAAGUACUUUUCAAAAAUUUCGAAUAUUGAAUCGAAGUACAUAAUUAACGAGGGAUUAUCCAAAACGAUAUCCAAUCUGUUACAGGGAAAAGUGAACGCUUUCCCUCUUUACAAAGUUAGUCUUUCUUUAGAUCGGAAGCCAGUAAAAAUACCAUGGACCUUGGACUUAGCUAGUCCACUUGAUGACUCACAUUAUAAGAAAAAGUUUAAGUACCUGAAAAUCAAAAAGGUUCCUGCUCCAGGGAAUUAA
Molecule: messenger RNA, 1314 nt
Organism: Leptosia nina
Lineage: Eukaryota; Metazoa; Arthropoda; Insecta; Lepidoptera; Pieridae
Source: the annotation of a GenBank genome assembly